Molecule: messenger RNA, 1698 nt
Organism: Nicotiana tabacum (common tobacco)
Lineage: Eukaryota; Viridiplantae; Streptophyta; Magnoliopsida; Solanales; Solanaceae
Source: RefSeq, a predicted model, not a curated record
GCCGCUGCUAAGAAAAGAUCAAGACGGCACUUGACAGAGACUGAUGAAUAUGUCAGCGGGAAUAAUGAAGGACUCUUGAUGGAUGCAGUUACUGUGUCUACUGCUUAUAAAAAAAUGAAGUCACUCUGCAUGAACAUCAGAAAUGAAAUUUUUACUGAUAUGGAGAUUCACAAUCAAAAUAUACUUCCAAGCUUCAUAGACUUGCCGAAUCUUUCCUCAGCCAUAUAUAGUGCAGAACUUUGCUGUAGAUUGCGUGCAUUCCUGAUUGCAUGCCCCCCUGCUGGCCCUUCUCCUCAUGUGACUGAUCUUGUCAUUGCAACAGCAGAUUUUCAGAGGGAUCUUGCCUGCUGGAAUAUCAAGCCCAUUAAAGGAGGAGUUGAUGCGAAAGAGUUGUUCCAUUUGUAUAUUAUCCUGUGGAUCCAGGAUAAGCGGCUCUCUUUGCUGGAAUCUUGCAAGCUGGACAAGGUGAAAUGGUCGGGAGUGAAAANCAUUAACUGUCUAAAUGUGGAUAUACCAGUAUAUAAUCUGCCAGUGCCAAGGUUGAUUUAUUUAGUUGCUGAAGAGGACUGUAAUGUCAUAAAGGCCAUUGCUGAUAUUGAGAAAGCAAUUUUGGAUGCACUAGAGAAGCAAUAUGCAGAUGUCUUGUCACCAUUAAAGGAGAAUUUGACACCCAAGAAGUUUGGCCUCAAAUAUGUGCAAAAACUUGCCAAAAGAUCAGUUUGCCCAUAUAUUGGGCCAGAUGAUCUGGGUAUUCUUUUGAAUUCAAUGAAGAGGAUGCUUGACAUUCUGCGCCCAAAAAUAGAGCAGCAAUUUAAGUCCUGGGGUUCAUGUAUCCCCGAAGGAGGGAACACCGCCCCUGGAGAGCGCUUGAGUGAGGUGACUGUGAUGCUUCGCUCUAAAUUCAGAAAUUAUGUGCAAGCAGUCAUCGAGAAGCUCGCAGAAAAUACGAAGUUGCAGAGCAACACAAAGUUGAAGAAAAUUUUACAAGAUUCCAAGGAGAGUGUCAUAGAAUCAGACAUUAGAAGUAAGAUGCAGCCAUUGAAGGAGCAACUUACGAGUACAAUAAAUCACCUUUACACCAUAUUUGAGCCUAAUGUAUUCAUCGCAAGUUGUCGAGGCUACUGGGACAGGAUGGGACAGGACGUGCUAAGUUUCUUGGAAAGCAGGAAAGAGAACCGGGCUUGGUACAAGGGCUCGCGAAUUGCAGUCUCUAUCCUAGAUGAUACAUUUGCCUCUCAGAUGCAACAGCUUUUAGGUAAUUCGCUUCAAGAGAAAGACCUUGAGCCUCCAAGGUCCAUUCUUGAAGUGCGUUCCAUGCUUUGUAGAGAUGCAACAAAUAACAAAGGACCAACUUAUUAUUACUAGAUGUAAUUAUGUAUAGAUGUCCUAUUCAUUUUACUUUUCAGUUUCAUUUUUUCGUUUCUUUUUGGUUCCGACAACGAAAAGAGAAAGAAGGGUGUAGUAGCUAUAGCCUAUAGCCUAUAGGUGGAUUCGCCUCAGAUUAGGGGGGGACGUCGGUGCUGAGGAGAUGUGCUCUCUUAUGGUGUUUUAGGCCUGCUACAGAAGAAUAGGAUAUAGUUUCUCACACAGUCAUUUUUGUUGUGGAAGCAGGUUACUCUACUGCUCCUGCUGUAUUAAUAGCGAUAUAAAAGACGUAUAGCAAUUCACUUUUUAUUCCAGGUCUUGAAUUACAGACUA